CAUGCGUGUGGGGAACGGUUCCGAGUACAGUGGGUUAUACGCUUUCUCGAUCGCAAAGAAAUAAUUUAAGUAAAACGUAACAGAGAUCGACCAUAUCGUACAAUAAUGGCAAUCAACGUAAGGAGACUUUGCAGACUCAAUCUCAACCUGUCAAAUAAUAUACUUUCCAAGUCUAAUUUUAUAAAUGUUGGGGUCCGCUCUCUCUACUCGGAGCAAGACCUGGGUGUACCAUUGUACGAAAAUGCGAGAUACAUAUUUCGUAAUCAGUUCAUGACGAUCGAAGACACGUUCCGCUCGAAAAUGAAGGAGAUCUGCGAGAAAGAGGAUGGAGUUAUAUAUACGGAAGAUUUAAAAGCCAUGCUGCACUUAGUACAUGAAAACGACGAAGAUAUGAAGCUGUUGAGUAAAAUGUUAGAGAAAUACGUUAGGACAAAGGAAGAGAGGAAAAUCACUGUGUAUGCGUUUGGGCCAGUGGUAAUGAGGAUGUUUUACUAUUUGGACCAACCGCAGAGAGCUCUGGCUAUGUUUGAAAAUAAUGAGCUUUCUGAGCACUUUGACUAUCGCACGUCUUUCCGUAUUUUAAUGUGCCUCUUGUAUAAACACAAUAUGUUCAAAGAAAUGAGGGACGUGUAUGAUAAAAUAUUGCUCAACAAAGGUAUGGACUUUAUUGGAAACAACUCUGUUCUGAUGUAUGCUGGAUGUGUGAAAGAGAACACUCCGGAGGCAUUGGAUUAUGCAUUGAAACAGUGGAAAGACCAGUACGAUACUGUGAAACCUUCGCUGAGAAGUUCUAGCUUAGUGGCGUUAUUAGCACUAAAAAAUAAUGCGUCUGAAGUGGCAGCGGAAAUUUUGUCUGUAACCGAUAGAGAAACAGCAAUAAGCAUUAGAUGCUUGAAAAUGUUGACAUAUAUGAGUUUGCAGAAAUAUGUGCAAAUAAUCCCACUUUUGAAAUGUGCCGUAGAGUCCGACACUUCCGUUCGGCAACAGAAAUUCUUCGCCGACGUGAUAUACGAACUGGAGGAAAAACUCAAGUCAGAGACUGUACCAGAACGUGAGGAAAUUCUUCACUUGAUAGAUGAUUUGAAGAAAGGUGAUCUCCUUGAGAUGCACUGUACCUUGGAGGAGUUCUUGCUCAGACCUAUGUCCAUCCCUAAGCAGACAUUGGGCAGGAAUAGAAUGAAGUUUGCCUCUUCGAACAAUCAGCCGAAACAGGCUGCGGCUGGGUUGAAGAAUUACUUUUAAUGCAUUUUUUUCUACAGACUCGUUAACGAAUUACCAUCGUUUUUGUUAAUAUUAAAAUAUUACAAAAACUUGUACUUCCGAUCGGUACUAUAGUCGUAUUGUAUUAUUGUUCGUGAGCGAAUCGUUUACUUUGUACGUAAUAGUAAUUGUAUUAAAGACACGAAAUAAGAGCUUUAAAGGAGAGUAUACACAGUCGAAUGUGUUUUCUUUAUAUGUAUACUGAUUUAUUUCAUCGCUCCUGAUGUUUUUAAGCAAUGGAAGGUUUCAUUAUUCCUCAACAUUGUUUAAAUAUUCUAGACAGAAAAUACAUACAUGUACUUUGAA
Molecule: messenger RNA, 1566 nt
Organism: Ceratina calcarata
Lineage: Eukaryota; Metazoa; Arthropoda; Insecta; Hymenoptera; Apidae
Exons: 5
Coding region: 106-1242 (378 amino acids)
Biological process (GO): multicellular organism development; mitochondrion organization; regulation of mRNA processing
Cellular component (GO): mitochondrion
Molecular function (GO): RNA binding
Source: RefSeq, a predicted model, not a curated record